Messenger RNA from Eimeria maxima, 747 nucleotides. RefSeq names its product acetyil CoA acetyltransferase/thiolase, putative. Bases 1 to 747 code for a protein of 248 amino acids. The record is from RefSeq and is a predicted model, not a curated record. Gene Ontology annotation, biological process: fatty acid beta-oxidation. Gene Ontology annotation, molecular function: acetyl-CoA C-acetyltransferase activity. Lineage: Eukaryota; Apicomplexa; Conoidasida; Eucoccidiorida; Eimeriidae. The transcript is spliced from 5 exons.
AUGGUGCAGCACAAGCAGCAAAUAGUGAACUCUGUUGUCGAGUGCGUUUCUCGGGGGAAGGCUCGACAGGGCGGCUACAAGGUGGGAGACGGUGCUCUUGUUGAUUCGCUCGUUCUUGAGGGCCUCCGGGGCUCCGAAAAUCAACAGUUGCCAGGAAAGUGGGUAGAAGGCCUCGCAAUGCAAUUGGGAAUAUCUCGAGGAGAUUGCGACAGCUACGCGGUGCAGAGCUUCAAGCGUGCAGCAGAUGCUGCGAGUAGUGGCUUCUUUCGUCUCGAGGGUCUUUUGCCCUUCUGCACAGCAUCUGCAGAAACGCCCAACCAACGUGAGAGUUGUGCUGCUUGUUCGCCUCAAUUACCGCAGUUGCAGCAGCACCGCGAGCGCCGUGUAGUAGUGUCCCGGCACCGCCGGCAGCAGCAGCAGCGGUCCGAGGAACGUAUGCCGGGGCUGCUGCAGGAGGAUGAAGAGGUGCAGCGAAUUUCGCUGGACCGUCUUGCUUCAGCCAAUCCCGUGUUUGCCCCUGAAGGGCUCACUACCUCUGAAAAUGCGUUUAGGCUGGGGGAUGGAGCUGCAGCAGUAGUAUUGGCUGCCGACGAGGAGGCAACGAAGAGAGUGGACAGAGGACCGUCGUUAGCUCUCGCUGCUGAGGAGGCCAUGACGAAGGCGCUUCACCGAGCUGGUCUAGAGCAGGCGAGCGAGACAGCACAUUUUGGUACUGCGGUUAUGCGCGAUGAACUCACUACAUUAUAG